This is a messenger RNA of Nymphaea colorata (pocket water lily), 1170 nucleotides long. RefSeq names its product probable leucine-rich repeat receptor-like protein kinase At1g35710. The transcript is spliced from 3 exons. Gene Ontology annotation, biological process: protein phosphorylation. Gene Ontology annotation, molecular function: protein kinase activity; ATP binding. Bases 1 to 1170 code for a protein of 389 amino acids. Lineage: Eukaryota; Viridiplantae; Streptophyta; Magnoliopsida; Nymphaeales; Nymphaeaceae. The record is from RefSeq and is a predicted model, not a curated record.
AUGGGGUUCAGAAAUGAGAUUAAAGCAUUGACAGAAGUCCGCCACAGGAACAUAGUCAAGCUCUAUGGAUUUUGUAAGCAUCCCCAAUGCUCAUUCUUGGUGUAUGAAUACAUAGAGAGAGGAAGCUUGGCAAGCAUACUAAGCAGCAACGAAGCGGCCAAAAGAUUAGACUGGGCAAAAAGGGUGAACAUCAUAGCUGGUGUUGCCGAUGCUUUGUCAUGCAUGCAUCAUGAUCAUUCAGUUCCAGUAAUCCAUAGGGACAUCUCUAGCAAGAACAUUUUGUUAUAUUCCGAUUUCAAUGCAUGCAUUUCAGACUUUGGAACAACCAGAUUACUGAACCCAGAUUCAUCAAAUUGGACUGGCGUUGCAGGGACACACGGCUACAUAGCACCAGAGUUGGCAUAUACCAUGAGAGUAACAAAGAAGUGUGAUGUCUACAUCUUUGGGGUGGUAGCUCUUGAAAUUCUGAUGGGAAGGCACCCAGGUGAACUACUAUCAUCUUUGGUUAUUCUCCCAAGUGAAGAGCUUGAUGUAAAGCUCUGGGAUAUGCUGGACCAACGAAUAGCAGCUCCAGGGGACCAGCAAGAAGCAGAGAUGGUGGCUGCUGUAGCCAAGCUUGCAGUCAUUGUCAGCUCUGAGCCAACCUUCUUGCCACGCCAACAAGCUGAAGCUAUUCCCUUCUCGUCCUCCAAUCUCACUACCAUCCUUAAGAUGUUCUUCAUUCAACCCCACCCUGAGCACGCAUCACUUACCAGGCAAAUGCUUGCCGAUUGCGAGAUUCCUGCACUUAAAGGAGAAGUUAAGUACUGUGCAACAUUUCUGGAAUCCAUGAUCAAUUUCGUUGUCGCAGAACUCGGAAGCAGUGAGAUUCAUGCAGUGGUCACUUCCGUUGCUAACAAAGAGGAGAAAGUGAAGGCCAGCACUUACAGGGUAGGUGUUGGUGGGGGGAGGCUGAUGUCCCAUAAAGUGGUGACAUGCCAUGAGACACGGCCAUACAUGGUGCCAUUGGUUGCUGAUGAUGGUAGCCAAGUAAACGCCAUUGUUUUGUGCCAUUUUGAUACAUCAAAUUGGAAUCCUGGACACGCGAGCUUCCGGUUGCUGGGUGUGAAGCCGGGAAUUGUUCCAAUUUGUCACUUCAUUCUGAAGGAUCUCGCCUGGGUCCCCAACUAA